This is a messenger RNA of Rhinolophus ferrumequinum (greater horseshoe bat), 2058 nucleotides long. It is a transcript of the gene ENTR1, whose product is annotated as endosome associated trafficking regulator 1. Gene Ontology annotation, cellular component: ciliary basal body; midbody; recycling endosome. The transcript has 10 exons. Bases 87 to 1385 code for a protein of 432 amino acids. NCBI's taxonomy places the organism in Eukaryota, Metazoa, Chordata, Mammalia, Chiroptera, Rhinolophidae. Gene Ontology annotation, biological process: regulation of cytokinesis; positive regulation of protein localization to cilium; positive regulation of cilium assembly. The record is from RefSeq and is a predicted model, not a curated record.
GAGUCGGGCCGCGGCCGGGGCGGAGCCGGGGCCAUGGAGCCGCCGCUGCCGGGCUAGGGAGGGCCGGCGCCGCCGGGCCCACGGCGAUGGCGGGCUACGCGCGCCGCCCGGGCGUCACCCCGCUGUCCCGGGCCCGCAGCCUCGUCAUUCCGGACGCUCCCGCGUGCUAUGAGCGCCGGUCCUGUCUCCCCCAGCUAGACUGUGGGCGCUCCCGUGGCAGGGACCUGGACUCCCACUUCUUCGGCAUUCGGCCGACCUUUAUGUGCUAUGUACCCAGCCCGGUGCUAGCUUCCGUGGGAGACACAGAUGUUGUCUGUGGAAAGGGGAAGUGUACAAAGCAAGGCCCAUCAGAAGUCCAGGAGACACAUUUUGGAGAUGAUAAACUUGAAGAACUUGAAGAGGCAAAUCCAUUCUCCUUUAAAGAGUUUCUGAAAACCAAGAACGUCAGCCUGUCGAAAGAGGACACAGCCAACAGCAGGCUUUAUGCAAAGGAAGCCACGAGGCACUCACUGGGGCUCGACCGCAACUCCCCAACCUGCCAAACUGUGGGGUUUGGCCUGGAAUACCAGCAGCCGUUUUUUGAAGACCCGACGGGGGCUGGCAACCUCCUGGACGAGGCCGAGGACGAGGACGAUGGUUGGAACGGGGCCUACCUGCCGUCUGCUGUGGAGCAGAGCCACUCGGCGAGGGUGGCUGCCAGCCCGUCGCCCUGCAGCACGUACGUCUCCUUCUUCUCCAGCCCAUCGGAGCUGGUGGGGCCCGAGUCUCUGCCCCCGUGGACGCUGAGUGACUCUGACUCUCGCGCCUCUCCGGCGGGGAGCCCUGGUGCAGACUUUGCAGCCCACGGAGAGUCUCUGGGAGACAGGCACCUUCGGACGCUGCAGAUAAGUUACGAAGCACUGAAAGAUGAGAAUUCUAAGCUAAGAAGAAAGCUGACAGAGGUUCAGAGCUUCUCUGAGGCACAGACAGAAAUGGUGAGGACGCUGGAGCGGAAGUUAGAAGCAAAAAUGAUAAAGGAGGAGAGUGACUAUCAUGACCUGGAGUCCGUGGUCCAGCAGGUGGAGCAGAACCUGGAGCUGAUGACCAAACGGGCUGUAAAGGCAGAAAAUCACGUCAUGAAACUAAAACAAGAAAUAAACUUGCUCCAGGCGCAGGUCUGUAACUUCAAGCGGGAGAACGAAGCCCUGCGCUCGGGCCAGGGCGCCAGCCUGAUGGUGGUGAAGCAGAACACCGACGUGGCCUUGCAGAACCUCCGCGCUGUCAUGGACAACUCACGUGCCUCAAUAAAGCAGCUGGUUUCUGGGGCUGAAACACUGAAUCUCGUUGCCGAAAUCCUUAAAUCUAUAGACAGAAUUUCUGAAAUUAAAGAGGAGAAGGAGUCUUGAGAACCACGGAGAAGCUUCCAGCUCGCAGCUCUGUUUACAUCCUGAAAUCACUACCUGCUGGGUUUAAAAAUGCCAUUGUGUCUUUAAAUAUGCAGUCUUCGCCCAUAGUAAAAAUAUUUAUCACGAGAUACUAAUUUCAUGACCUAGAACAGUAUUAUUAGCCAACGGCGAGGAGGAGCAGCUCCCACAGGUGACCCACACAGCGCUUCUGGUAAACCCUGCUGUGUUGUAGACUAAUGAGCUAUUGGAAGAUGUUUUUAUAAAACACAUUGAGUUUUUUUAAGUUACUGAACAUGGAAACAGCAAUUCUGUGAUGCGCGGUUUCCAUUCUCAUUCCAGAACAUUCAUUGUAAGAUAAAUUCAGUUGAUCAUCCUUCAUUUCACAAGUCGAGAAAAACACUAAAUGAGCCGGAAUUCAGAGGGUUGCCUUGGACAGGGCUGGGGCCUCUCGGCCGCCUCUCCGUGCCCCUCUGGCGCCCAGUCCCUCUUGUGGCUUCACAGGACUGGCUCCUGCGGUUGGUGGCCUGGCCUUAGUGCAGACACCCCAUGUGGCGGACACCAUCCUCCCACGGGGACCGAGGUCGCACAGGUGUCCACACUGUGAAACCAUCUAACACACCUUCAGGGGCCUUCGAUUUUGAAAAGCUGCUUUUGGCUGGAGGGUUUUGGUACC